AUGCUCGAGUGGUUUUUUGGCAAGUCAUUUGAUCCGGAAAAGGAUAUACCAAGCCUGGACGGUAAAGUCAUUCUAGUAACUGGUGGAAAUGCUGGUCUGGGAAAGGAGACAAUUUUGCAACUGGCAAAGCAUCAUCCGAAAGAAAUCUUUCUCGCGGCGAGAACGCAGCUGAAAGCAGAAGAUGCCAUCCAGGAAAUCAAGAAAGCUGUUCCCAAGAGCAACAUCUCGUACAUUAAACUGGACCUCACCUCGUUUACGUCUGUAACAGAGGCAGCAGAGGAGUUCAAGAGCCGCUCUGACCGGCUCGACAUCUUGAUCAACAAUGCUGGCAUCAUGGCAGUACCGUACUCCAAGACCAAGGAGAACUACGAGAUCCAGUUCGGCACGAAUCAUAUGGGCCACGCACUACUGACCAAACUGCUACUCCCUACACUACUGUCAACCGCCGAGAAGCCAGGCUCUGAUGUUCGCGUGAUCAACCUAAGUUCUGAAUGUCACUACUUUGCACCCAGCAUCAUCUACGAUCAAGACCGACUGGAGUCGUAUCACACAUUCCGUCGCUAUGGUCAAUCCAAGCUGGCAAACAUCCUCCACGCUCGCGAGUUACAGAGGAGAUAUCCAUCAAUCACGGCAACGGCUCUUCAUCCAGGCGUGAUAUUGACAAACCUGUACACCCCACAAAUACAAAGCAACGUUCUCGCCAAGUUCGGUUUGCCGCUCGCCAAUCUGUUCUUCAAGGACGUACCGAACGGCGCGAAGAAUCAGCUCUGGGCUGCUACUGGCCCGAGAGAAGAGGUCCGGCAGUCGUACUAUUGGAAACCGGUGGGAAUUGCUUCGAACGAAAGUAUCUUCUAUGCACGAAAAGCAGGCCUUGCGCGAGAGCUUUGGGAUUGGACAGAGGAGCAACUCAAAAAGCACGAGUAG
This is a messenger RNA of Microsporum canis CBS 113480, 924 nucleotides long. RefSeq names its product oxidoreductase. The record is from RefSeq and is a predicted model, not a curated record. Lineage: Eukaryota; Fungi; Ascomycota; Eurotiomycetes; Onygenales; Arthrodermataceae. The transcript has 3 exons. The coding region runs from base 1 to 924 and encodes 307 amino acids.